Hipposideros armiger (great roundleaf bat) is the source of this 2802-nucleotide messenger RNA. RefSeq names its product endoplasmic reticulum to nucleus signaling 2 (gene ERN2). The transcript has 22 exons. Gene Ontology annotation, molecular function: RNA endonuclease activity; ATP binding; protein serine/threonine kinase activity. Bases 1 to 2772 code for a protein of 923 amino acids. Lineage: Eukaryota; Metazoa; Chordata; Mammalia; Chiroptera; Hipposideridae. The record is from RefSeq and is a predicted model, not a curated record. Gene Ontology annotation, cellular component: IRE1-TRAF2-ASK1 complex. Gene Ontology annotation, biological process: mRNA processing; intrinsic apoptotic signaling pathway in response to endoplasmic reticulum stress; protein phosphorylation.
AUGGCGAGCACGGCCCGGGGAUCCUGCCCGUGGUCACCGCUCCGGCGCUGGCUCCCGCUGGCGGCGCUGCUGGGGACGCUCGCGCCGCAGGUCCAGACCCUUAGGCCGGACAGCCUUCUGUUCGUGUCCACCCUGGAUGGAAGCCUCCACGCACUGAGCAGGCAGACAGGAGACUUGAAGUGGACACUGAAGGACGAUCCCAUCAUCCAAGGGCCAAAGUUUGUCACCGAAACGGCCUUUCUCUCAGACCCAGCAGAUGGCAGCCUGUACAUUUUGGGGACCCAGAAACCACAGGGAUUGAUGAAACUGCCGUUCACCAUCCCUGAGCUGGUUCACGCCUCCCCAUGCCGCAGCUCAGAUGGCGUCUUCUACACUGGCCGGAAGCAGGAUACCUGGUUUGUGGUGGACCCCGAGUCAGGGGAGACACAGAUGGCACUGACCACGGAGAGUCCCUCCGCCCCCCGCCUCUACAUUGGCCGAACACAAUACACGGUCACCAUGCAUGACCCCCGGACCCCCGCCCUGCGCUGGAACACCUCCUACCGUCGCUACUCAGCGCCCCCCAUGGAUGGCUCACCUGGGAAAUACACGAGCCACCUGGCGUCCUGUGGGACGGGCCUGCUGCUCACUGUGGACCCGGGAAACGGGGCGGUGCUGUGGACGCAGGACCUGGGCGUGCCUGUGAUGGGCAUUUACGCCUGGCACCAGGACAGCCUGCGCCAGCUCCCCCACCUCACGCUGGCUUGGGACACCCUGCACUUCCUCGCCCUCCGCUGGGGCCACAUCCGACUGCCUGCCUCCGGCCCCCGCGGCACAGCCACCCACUUCUCCAUCUUGGACAUCCAACUGCUGAUGACGCUGUAUGUCGGGAAGGAUGAAGCUGGCUUCUAUGUUUCCAAAGCACUGGUUCACACGGGGGUGGCUCUAGUGCCUCGUGGACUGACCCUGGCCUCCACAAACGGCCCCACCACAGAUGAGGUGACACUCCAAGUCUCAGGAGAGCGAGAGGGCUCACCUAGCACAGCUGUCAGAUACCCCUCAGGCAGUGUGGCCCUCCCUGGCCAGUGGCUGCUCAUUGGACAUCAUGAGCUGCCCCCAGUCCUGCACACCACCAUGCUGAGGGCCCAUCCCACCCCAGGGGGUGAGACUGCUGAGACCAGACCCUCAGGGAGCAUGCGGGCCCCAACCCUCUUCCUGGAGCUCCUGAGCAAGGGUGGGGAGGAACCUUGGGACCUGGAGCUGCAAGAGAAAACCCCAGACUUGUAUCCAGGGCUGGGCUUCCAAGACCUGCUGGCAGCCAGCCUUACUGCUGUCCUCCUGGGAGGGUGGAUUCUCUUCUUGAUGAGGCAGCAGCAGCAGCAGGAGGAGGAAAAGCAGCAGCCGGCCUCCCCGGGACCUGCAGGCCCUCCUCCCAUCUCACAGGAUGCUCUGUCCCAGCCCUCGGGGGCCACCCCACAAGAUGAGAAGACGCUGCAAAACUCCUCAGAGCAAGCCCAGUCCCUUGAAGACCCUGAAGCUGAGCAGCUUACCGUGGUGGGGAAGAUUUCCUUCAACCCUAAGGACGUGUUGGGCCGCGGGGCAAGUGGGACUUUCGUUUUCCGGGGUCAGUUUGAGGGACGGGCAGUGGCUGUCAAGAGGCUCCUCCGUGAAUGCUUCAGCCUGGUCCGGCGGGAGGUUGAGCUGCUCCAAGAGUCGGACAGGCACCCCAACGUGCUGCGCUACUUCUGCACAGAGCGGGGACCCCAGUUCCACUACAUCGCCCUGGAGCUCUGCCAGGCCUCUUUGCAGGAGUACGUGGAAAGCCCAGAGCUGGACCGCUGGGGCCUGGAGCCCAAGACGGCACUGCAGCAGUUCAUGUCGGGCCUGGCCCACCUGCACUCCUUACACAUAGUGCAUCGGGACUUGAAGCCGGCCAAUGUCCUCAUCUCAGGGCCUGACAGCCAGGGCCGAGGCAGGGUGGUCCUCUCUGACUUCGGCCUCUGUAAGAAGCUGCCGGCCGGCCGCUGCAGCUUCAGCCUGCGUUCAGGCGUCCCAGGCACAGAGGGCUGGAUGGCGCCCGAGCUCCUGCAGCUGCUGCCCCCAGAGAGCCCUACCAGUGCCGUGGACAUCUUCUCUGCAGGCUGCGUGUUCUACUAUGUGCUUUCUGGUGGCAGCCACCCCUUCGGAGAGAGCCUUUACCGUCAGGCGAACAUCCUUGCAGGGGCGGCCCAUCUGGCUCACCUGGAGGAGGAGGCCCAUGACCAGGUGGUGGCCCGGAGCCUGGUGGAGGCCAUGCUGCGCCCGCUGCCCCCUGCGCGCCCCUCUGCUCAGCACGUGCUGGCCCACCCCUUCUUCUGGAGCAGGGCCAAGCAGCUCCAGUUCUUCCAGGACAUCAGUGACUGGCUGGAGAAGGAGCCUGAGCAGGGGCCCCUGGUGACGGCGCUGGAGGCGGGGGGCUCCGCGGUGGUCCGGGGCAACUGGCGCGAGCACAUCUCGGUGCCGCUGCAGACAGAUCUGAGGAGGUUCCGGUCCUAUAAGGGUACGUCGGUGCGAGACCUGCUCCGCGCCAUGAGGAACAAGAAGCACCACUACAGAGAGCUGCCGCCUGAGGUCCAGCAGGCGCUGGGCCACGUCCCUGACAGCUUCGUCCAGUACUUCACCGACCGCUUCCCGCGGCUGCUCCUUCACACGCACCAAGCCAUGAGGAGCUGUGCCUCCCAGAGCCUCUUCCUGCCCUACUAUCCACCAGCCUCAGGGGCCAGGCAGCCGUGCCCAGGGGCUGCUGGGAGCUGAGGCCGGCCUCAGCACCGGAAAGGACCCCCA